Messenger RNA from Ilex paraguariensis (yerba mate), 2989 nucleotides. NCBI's taxonomy places the organism in Eukaryota, Viridiplantae, Streptophyta, Magnoliopsida, Aquifoliales, Aquifoliaceae. The record is from the annotation of a GenBank genome assembly.
AAAUAAACAUAAAAAAUAUAUGAGAAUAAAAUUCAAACUUUUAAUUCGCAUAUUAUAUAGAUGAAGAAAGUAUAUAACCCAGCCAGCUCGAUGAGAUGGAGAUAUUUUUAUUUUUUUUGAGGAGAAGAGAUGGAGAUAUUUAAAUAUUAAAAUCCCAUGCUAGAAGCAUUUAAUUUAAUUGGUCAAUGGUCACUUAAUAGUAAAUGUAACAACAGUCAAAAAUCGGAGGAGAAGAAUGUUGGGUGCAAGAAAUAGUGGUUAAGAGUCUUAUAGUACCAGAUAGGAAUUGACUUUUUUUGUAAAUAGCAAUUGGUGCAUAUGUGCUUAUCCAUUCACUCUCACUCACAAACAACAUAUCUAUUACCAUUCCUAUGUUUGAACUAUGCUUGUGCUCAUUAGACACCUAAACCAACAAGGUUUUUGCUUCACCAGGGUAAAGCAGAGUGUAAAAGACCCAGAGAAGGGUAUGGAAAUCCUUCCCCCAGGCUGGAAGAAGCUAUGGGAGAUAUGGGAUAUUCGGUCUUUCAUUAUCUUAAGCCUCUCACUGCAAACCUUUUUGAUUUUUUUCUCUUCCUUGAGAAAGAGAACGGCCAGCAAGUGGGUAAUCAUGCCUCUCUGGUCAGCAUACUUGCUUGCAGAUUGGGCUGCUGGCUUUGCAGUGGGACUCAUCUCCAACAGCCAAGGCAAAACUUCUGGUGAUAAUAAUGCUGACCUCCUGGCAUUUUGGGCUCCCUUUCUUCUGGUGCACCUUGGUGGCCCGGAUCCUAUAACUGCUUUUGCUUUGGAGGAUAAUGAGCUUUGGCUGCGGCACCUGCUUGCGCUAUUAGUACAGUGUCUGGCUGCAGUCUAUGUCUUCAUUCAGUCACUUCCCAACAAGCUGUGGAUCCCUACACUUCUUAUGCUUUUAGCAGGAAUCAUCAAGUAUGCUGAGCGGACGCGGUCACUGUAUCUCGCAAGCAUGGAUAGCUUCCGAGAAUCCAUGAAUACAAAACCUAACCCUGGGCCUAACUAUGCUAAGCUCAUGGAUGAAUACUACUCCAAGAAAGAGGCAAGGCUACCAACACGGAUAGAAAUGAUUGCAGAACCUGAUAGAGUAACCAAAGCUGUCAAUAAAGUCAAAGAAGGUCCAUUGACAGAUUUGGAGGUGGUGCACUAUGCUUACCGAAAUUUUGAAUCUUUCAAGGGGCUUAUUGUUGAUCUCAUAUUCAGCUUCCGUGAGCGCAACCAAAGCCGAGAGUUCUUCCUCAAGAGAUCAGCAAAAGAUGCUUUUAAAGUGAUAGAGGUUGAACUCAAUUUCAUUUAUGAAGUCCUCUAUACCAAGGUCAGUGUGGUGCAUAGUGGAUUAGGAUACAUAUUCCGGUUUAUUUCCAUCACUUCAGUUGUUGUAGCUCUUGUGCUCUUCCAUUCCAAAAAAAAGGACAAUUUCAAGGGGUUUGAUGUUGGGAUUACUUACACCCUGCUACUUGGUGCCAUUGCCUUGGAUGUAAUUGCUCUCGCCAUGUUUCUUUUUUCCGAUAGGACUGUUGUUGCACUUCAUAAAUUACCUGAAAAUAAGGUUGAGAAUAUGCCUGAGGACACUUAUACUGAAGAAGAGCCAACAAAGUCUCAUGUCAGUUGCUUUAAUAGGCUUAUGCGACUCAUGAGGCGCAGGUGGUCUGAAUCUAUUUCAACUUACAACUUGAUAUAUUUUUGUUUGCAUCCACGCCGGUUAGUGAAAGACAAAUUGGUUGGCUAUUUGGGCCUUAGAAACUUUCUUGAUGGGUUGAAGUAUGUGGGAAGCAAGCCAUUCAAUGAUGAAUUAAGAGACCACAUAUUUGAUGAGCUGUUAGCAAAAUCUGAGAUAGCAGAUGAUUUAGAAACGGCCAAGGAGAUAUGUUCAUCCAGAGGUGAUUGGAUUCUUCGAGUCGAAAAUCGGGUCAAAAAUUGCAACCGCUUCCUCCCUUGGAUCCUUGACGUUGACUAUGAUGAGAGCCUUCUUCUGUGGCACAUCGCCACUGAACUCUGCUAUAAUACUGAUGAUGUCCACGAUCCAAACAAAGAUCCAAACAAGGAUCGAAACGUGGAUGGAAACGAGGAACAAAAGAAGGAUUUUCGUAAAAUUUCCAAGCUCCUCUCAGAUUACAUGCUGUAUCUUGUAGUUAUGCAGCCUACAAUGAUGUCUGCAGUGGCAGGUAUUGGGCAAAUACGAUUCCAAGAUACCUGUGCUGAGGCCAAGAAGUUCUUUGGAACAGGAAAUUUCAGAGGGAGACAGGAUGAGGCAAAUAUCUGUGAAGUUAUCAUUUACGUAAUUUUAAGUUUUUUCAAAUAUCUUCUUCUAUUUUUCAUUCUUCCUCCCAUUCUAAUUUUCAAUGCUGUUAAGAAACCCUUUGGUGGAGCAAAAGCAGAACAGGGACAGGUACUGCUUGAAGCCUAUCCGUGUUAUCUCCGAGUCAUGAAAUUCUUCGGAAAAGAGAAAUUAGAUUGGGUUGAACAACAGAAAGAGGCCUGCAGAAAUAUCCUUGCUGUUAAUACAGAAGUAAAACCUGUUACUGUCAAGGGGGAUAGAAGCAAAUCUGUGUUGUUCGACGCUUGCCUGCUGGCCAAAAAAUUGAAGGAGUUAGAAGGGAAAGAUGGUGAACCCGACAAAUGGGAAAUAAUGAGCAAAGUUUGGGUGGAAUUGCUGUCCUAUGCUGCCUGUCAUUGCAGAGCAAAUGCGCAUGCUGCACAACUGAGUAGUGGUGGACAGCUUAUCAGUGUGGUGUGGUUAUUGAUGGCUCAUCUUGGCUUGGGUGAUCAGUUCCAAAUAAAUGAAGGCAAUGCAAGGGCUAAACUAAUUGUGGAGAAGUAGCCGAAACAAUAGUAUGUUGUACUAAUGUAUUGGUGAUGUCCUUUUGUUGUAGCCUGUCUUGAACCAUUUGAUCGAAUCAUAUUAUCUAUCGUUUGCCGUAGAGAUGCUUCCCAGUGUAUAUUCUUUUGGCUUUGCUCUUUUUAAUAUUGUUUCAAUUUACCA